GCGGUGACACGGCGGUGCCGGCGGGGCGGCGCCAGGCCCGGCGGGCGCGGAGCGGAGCCCGCGGCUCCCGGUCCCCGCCGCUGCUGCUCCUUUAACGGCGGCCCCUCCGCCUCCCCCGCGGUACCGGCGGCGCUCGGCGAUGGCGGAGUCCGGCGGGGCCGAGUUCGGCGCGGAGCGGCCCAGCAGCAUGGCUGACAAGAACAGCACCCUGAAAUGCACGUUCUCUGCUCCUGGCCACAGCACCACGCUGCUGCAGGGACUGGCCUCGCUCCGAGCCCAGGCUCAGCUGCUUGAUGUCAUCCUCACUAUAAAUAAUGAAGUGUUUCAGGUUCAUAAAGUUGUCUUGGCUGCCUGCAGUGACUAUUUCAGGGCGCAGCUCCCGAUCCCUGCUGGUGCAGCUCCCGUGGGAUCCGUUCUUGUCGGAGAUCACGGGUUCAUUGGUGUCCAGAAUUGUUCACUGCCUGCUCUGGCAGCUCUGCCUCCUCCUGGAGCUCGGUCCUGUGGUCUGCUCUUAAUUCCUGCUGCCAGUGGGAUUGAAAACCUUCUCCAGUUGCUGAGUAUUGCUGCUCAGCGCGCUGUUUAUGCAAGCCUUAUGGCGAUGUUCACGGGAGGGAUGAGAGAAGCCAGCCAGGACGUGAUCGAGCUCAAAGGCGUUUCUGCCAAGGGCCUGAAGCACAUCAUCGACUUCGCCUACAGCGCCGAGGUGACGCUGGACCUCGACUGCAUCCAGGACGUGCUGGGAGCCGCCGUCUUCCUGCAGAUGGUGCCGGUGGUGGAGCUGUGCGAGGAGUUCCUGAAGUCGGCCAUGAGCGUGGAGACGUGCCUCAACAUCGGCCAGAUGGCCACCACCUUCAGCCUGGCCUCCCUCAAGGAAUCCGUGGACGCCUUCACCUUCAGGCACUUCCUGCAGAUCUCCGAGGAGGAGGAUUUCCUCCACCUGCCCCUGGAGCGCCUGGUGUUCUUCCUGCGGAGCAACAAGCUCAAGAGCUGCAGCGAGAUCGAGCUGUUCCGCGCCGCCGUGCGCUGGCUGCAGUUCGACCCCGCGCGCCGCGCCAGCGCCAGCCGCGUGCUCUGCCACAUCCGCUUCCCUCUGAUGAAAUCCUCGGAGCUGGUGGACAGCGUGCAGACCCUGGACAUCAUGGUGGAGGACGUGCUGUGCCGCCAGUACCUGCUGGAGGCCUUCAACUACCAGAUCCUGCCCUUCCGGCAGCACGAGAUGCAGUCUCCGCGCACGGCCAUCCGCUCCGACGUGCUGUCCCUCGUCACCUUCGGCGGCACCCCCUACACCGACAACGACCGCACCGUCAGCUCCAAGGUCUUCUGCCUGCCCGACGCCGGCGGCCGCCAGUUCCGCGAGCUGAGCGAGAUGGAGGUGGGCAGCAGCCACUCCUGCGUGGCCGUGCUGGACAACUUCGUCUACCUGGUGGGAGGGCAGCAGCUGCAGUACCGCAGCGGGGAGGGCGCCGUGGACGUCUCCUACCGCUACGACCCCCACCUGAACCGGUGGCUGCGCAUCCAGGCCAUGCAGGAGAGCAGGAUCCAGUUCCAGCUCAACGUCCUGCGCGGCAUGGUUUACGCCACGGGCGGCCGCAACCGCUCGGGCAGCCUGGCCUCGGUGGAGAAAUACUGCCCCAAGGACAACGAGUGGAGCUACGUGUGCUCCCUGAAGCGCAGGACGUGGGGCCACGCCGGGGCCACGGUGGGGGACAGGCUCUACAUCUCGGGGGGUUACGGCAUCUCCGUGGAGGACAAGAAAGCGCUGCACUGUUACGACCCCGCCGCCGAUCAGUGGGAGUUUAAGACCCCCAUGAACGAGCCCAGGGUGCUGCACGCCAUGGUCAGCGCCAACGGCAGGAUUUACGCCCUGGGAGGCCGCAUGGACCACGUGGAUCGGUGUUUCGACGUCCUGGCCGUGGAAUAUUACGUCCCCGAGACGGACCAGUGGACCACGGUGAGCCCGAUGCGCGCGGGGCAGUCGGAGGCCGGCUGCUGCCUCCUGGAAAAAAAGAUUUACAUCGUUGGGGGCUACAACUGGCACCUGAACAACGUCACCAGCAUCGUGCAGGUCUACAACACCGAGACGGACGAGUGGGAGAGGGAUUUGCACUUCCCAGAGUCUUUUGCUGGCAUCGCCUGUGCCCCCGUUAUCCUCCCGCAGGUGACGAGCCAGAGGUGACCCUGGGGGGCUGGUGGGACACAAAACAGCUCCAGAAAGUUCCUCCUGCUGCUGGGGAGUCCUGCUGAGGUGAUUCCACCAGCAGCACUUGUCAGACUGAACGGAUUUUCCAGCUGGGAAAAGCUUUUCUUUCCUCUCUCUGGGUUUUUGGUUGUUGUUUUUUUUUUUCUGGGGGUGAGUUUUGCCGAUUUCUCGUGUUUUUAACGGCCUCAUGCACUGCAAAUGUUGGCAGCUCAGGAGUCACUCAGCACUGGGGUCUUGUUUCCAAGAGAUCAGGUGGGGGUUUUUUUAUCAAUAGCUCCAAAAAUAAAAAUCCUUGUGGGUCGCUUUGUUGGAUUUUUAGCAAACAAACAAAGAAAAAAAAAAAAAAAGCCAAAAAAAAAAACCCAAACCAAAAGCUGUGUAACACACUGACCUCCAGAAGCAAUAAAAGGACAGUGGGAGCCACAAGAGCUCAGGUGCUUGGGUUGGGAAUGCAGAUCCCUGUUUUUCAAAGGUGACUUUUCCUUUUCUUCCCUUCCUGAAAAAGGGAAUAUUUAUCCCUGCACACCUCUGGUCUUCACUGCUUGGAUCAUGCUGUAAUUCCUCGUCCCCUCCAGCUCCUCUAGUGCAGAAAUUCUCCCUUAAUUGGGGUUUGCAGCACUAAAGCCAUGGUGAAAGCUUGAUUAUAUAUAAACAGGCGUGAUUAUUUGGGUUUAGAAGUGCCAAAAAUUCGGCUGCCCUGGCAAUAAGAGCUCUGCAGUCAGCGAAGCCAAGAGCUCCUGCAGAUCCUGGGUCAGGAUUUUCACCUUUCCCAGCACCUUCAUCCCAACUCUUCCUCCGGUAAAGGAGGUGGGUGCUACUCCUUCAGCAGCUGGAAGAUUUUCUUCCCUGCCUUGUGAAUGAGCUCCUUGGCAUCCCAAAAUGAUGGGAGCCCCACUGGAAUGUGGUUGUUUUUUUUUGUUGUUGUUGUUGUGGUGGUAUUUUAAAUGAAGAGAUCUCUUUAAGAUGGCUCUGUCGUUUUUGUAAAACCUUCACUUGCACAGAACACUUCCUGAACUUUCUCCUCCAAGCCAUUUUCCUUAUUUAAUCUGAGGAAUGAAUUGCAAAAAAUCUCUGCUUUUAUCAGGAAUUCCGUUUCCAAGGGCUUUGUUUUGUAUCUGUGUCAGCUUGAUUUGGAUGCACACGGCCUCCUUUUGUAGAGGAGCUGUUGCAUCCCGCUGCAAAAUAAAUCCUGGGCUGCAACCUUUAGUGACAA
This is a messenger RNA of Poecile atricapillus (Black-capped chickadee), 3413 nucleotides long. RefSeq names its product kelch like family member 26 (gene KLHL26). The record is from RefSeq and is a predicted model, not a curated record. Bases 140 to 2176 code for a protein of 678 amino acids. Gene Ontology annotation, molecular function: protein binding. The transcript is spliced from 4 exons. NCBI's taxonomy places the organism in Eukaryota, Metazoa, Chordata, Aves, Passeriformes, Paridae.